AUGGCCGUUGCCAGAUAUCCGUUUAACAAACCCACUGCAGAUCUCAUUCUGCGAUCAUCCGAUCGGGUCCUGUUCCGCACGCAUAAGACGAUCCUUGCCGAAGCAUCGCCCUUCUUAGCGCGUAUCAUUCCGCACAGUGCAGCUGCACACGGUGCCUCUGUGAACGACCUCCCUGUUCUGGAGAUUGAAGCACAGUCGCGCACGGUGGAGAAUCUACUCACGAUCUGCUAUCCAGUCCCGAACCCUCUGUUGGCUUCGUCGAGGGAGAUCAGCGACGUGUUGCAUGCAGCAGCUAAAUACGACGUGAGCUACGCCUUUGUGGUGUGCAAGCAAGCCCUACUGCAUCCAGACCUGGUGCGGGAUGACCCGUUGGGCGUUUAUGCGGUCGCAUGCAUGCAUAGACUGGAGGGUGUGGCACGUGCGGCUGCUCGACACACACUGCGAUUCCCAUACCUCCUUCGCCCAUCGGAAGCUAUGAACGCACUUCCUGCUCCGGAACGAAGCUGGCUUUUAUGGUAUCGGGAUGGUUGCAGACAAGUCGCGAUUCGAACGGUCCACUUCUGGUACUCUUCCAGGAUAGAACGUGCCAAGAACCUUACUUUCGAAUGCGAGGAGUGUCGAGAUCUAGACAUACCUCCGGAAGAGAAUCUCAUAGAAUUCUCAGUUGACAAAGAGUAUUUUCUCGCACAUACUCUCGCACUCAUGGACAAAACCCCGUGCGGCGAGGUUAUCCUGAACGACGCGGAGCUCGGAUCAUGGAGCUUCGUGGACACGCAGGAGAUUUCCUGCUGUGGUUGUCGAGAGGGUAUUGCGCUUGCAAUGCGACGCUUUCGCGCAGACCUUGCGAGAGAGGUCGACCGCGCAAUCUUUCCGGAUUAA
This is a messenger RNA of Sparassis crispa, 879 nucleotides long. RefSeq lists its product as hypothetical. The record is from RefSeq and is a predicted model, not a curated record. Gene Ontology annotation, molecular function: protein binding. The transcript has 2 exons. Lineage: Eukaryota; Fungi; Basidiomycota; Agaricomycetes; Polyporales; Sparassidaceae. Bases 1 to 879 code for a protein of 292 amino acids.